This is a messenger RNA of Gadus chalcogrammus (walleye pollock), 3643 nucleotides long. It is a transcript of the gene saraf, whose product is annotated as store-operated calcium entry-associated regulatory factor. Gene Ontology annotation, cellular component: endoplasmic reticulum membrane. The transcript has 7 exons. Lineage: Eukaryota; Metazoa; Chordata; Actinopteri; Gadiformes; Gadidae. The record is from RefSeq and is a predicted model, not a curated record. Bases 136 to 1233 code for a protein of 365 amino acids. Gene Ontology annotation, biological process: regulation of store-operated calcium entry.
UUCACCCGGAAAUAAAUAUUUUGAGGAAGUUGCGUUUGCCUCAUAGGAGGACUAUUUUGAAAGGUCUCGGUUUAUUCAUAAUAUAACCUACAGAAUCUGUUACGAUAUAGUCAGACUGUAACCUUCGUUGCGAACAUGAAAAGGUUCCUACUACUGGUUGCACAUUGUCUCUUUGUGGUACAAGUAAAAAGUUGGAAUCAAGGCUCGGGCAGCGUCCUGCUGCGGGACGUCCAGGUGUUGACUCUGUACAAGGGCCGCUUCACCACCGCGGGCCGCUCCAGCGCCAUACCCCAAAUCAAGUGUAUCGGGGGCUCGGCUGGCUGCGGAGCAUUUGUCCCAGAGGCUGUUCAGUGUAAAAACAAAGGCUGGGAUGGAGUCGACGUGCAGUGGGAAUGUAAGACUGAUAUGGACAACUCCUACCAGUUUGGUCACAUCGAGGUGAGCUGUGAGGGCUACAGCCAUCCAGACGAUGCCUACAUACUGAAAGGCUCCUGUGGACUGGAGUACACCCUGGAGCUGACCGAAGAAGGGAGGGCAAGGCAGAGGUCCGGUUCCACCCACGGAUCCAAGCAGUCUGGUGGCUUUGGGGAUUUCGCCUCCAACUUCUUUAGUGGUUUCUCUGGUAGCAAGCAUCAACCGCAGGGCAACCAUCAGCACCAACAGCAUCAGGGCUCCUCGUCAGUAGGCAGCGAGGGUGGCUCAGGUAGUAUGCUGGGACUGGCCAUUCUACUACUGCUAGCCUAUGGUGUCUACAAGCUCUUUCUCAGUGGAAACUCAGCUCAAGGUGGCCAUCCUGAACCCGAGCCGGGAAGCUAUCGUACUGGCCACGAUGACCGUGGCCAUACCAGCGGACCUCCGCCCCCUGGCUUUAAACCCAACUUCACGGGUUCCUCAGCAGGCUACCCUGGUGCUCCUCCUCCAGCCUACCCUGGUGAUCCUCCUCCAGCCUACCCCGGUGAUCCUCCUCCAGGCUAUGGCUUCCAGAGUGGGUACAGCUCUGGGAGCCAGCAUUAUCCACGGCAGCAAAGGGCCACACCAGGAGCGGGUGGAGGCGGCUUCUGGACCGGGCUCGGGACAGGAGGAGCACUUGGAUACCUUUUUGGAAGUCAAAGGAACCAACCUUACAAUUCCAACUUCAGCGCAUCCGGCCACAUCCCACGUCCCGCACAAGCGCCCAGCUUUAGCAGUGGGACCCGCAGUGCUUCAGGUUUUGGAGGAACCAAAAGAAGAUAAAACUCAUUUGGGCGUGUGAUCUCCUGUCUGCCAGCUGAGCUACACAUCACAAAAAAUAAGAGGCCAGAACAGGAUGAAACAUCUGGGAGACAUCAGCAAGUCUCGGGUGAAUUAGAUGUUUUAUUGUGAUGCGUUAAAUGCUCAAUUGACCACAUCUAUGAAUUUGUUCCAAUCCAAACCUUUUCUGAUGGGUGUUAGAUAUGUGACCAUCUUGAUUAAUUACAGCAGAUGUUUGUGAUGUUUUUUAUUAUGUCUAUCAACAAAAAUCUGAAUAUUUUGGAAAAUUAUGAAAUAACGAGAUAACAAGUUCAUGUUGUUACUCUGCUCUUUUUUUCUAUUGGUAAUUUUAGAAUUUUGAAUAUAUUUAUUUUUGAUCAAACACCAAACUAUCUUGUUUUUACUGAUGGUUGAAGUUUUUUCAGAAAAAUAUGUAUUCUAAUAAAUAUAAUCUAGGCAAACUGAAUGUCGUUAUACUAUAACAAACAUGAACUAUUUUGUUUUCAUUUAAGUUAUAUUUGCAGUUUCUUGUAUUUUCCUGUUUUGAAUAUAAACACAGCAAAGCUUAUAAAUACUUUCCCUUACGUAUAGUCAGUUGGGGCAAAUCAAUGAUUGUAAGCUUUUAUAUACAAAUAUAUGAAUUUAAAGCUGUCAUCCAUUUGCCAUUGUAGCAUUAUUAUUAAUAAUAAUAAUAAUAAUAAUAAUAAUAAUAAUAAUAUAUUUAAUUUGUAGAGCACUUUACAUUCAGAAAUCUCAAAGUGCUACAGAGUUUAAGAGAAAGGAAAAUAAAUAAAUGGUAUCAUUAUUUAUUAUCACGUAGUUAAUACAGAUGGAGCAUGGGAGGAGGGGGUCUGAUAAAUCAGCACGGUAACAAUGCAGCAUUUUACUCAUGAUACAUUUGGUCUUGUGGUCUAAUGCGAUGAAGUAAAUACAAAAUACAAAAAGGGAUUCAACAGUGUAAUGGUUUAGGACCUAAGAUAUGCGUUGUAUUUUGCAAUGAAAAUGCUAGCAUUGGCUAAACAUAGGAAGAAAUAACAUCAUGAAUAAUACAUUUUGUUCUCCCUACUUAUAUAAAAUACAUAUAUAAAAAUAAAAAAAUAAUGAAAAAAAUAAAUAUAUAUAUGUAAUUAUUUAGUUGAUAUAGUCAGUGUUUUAUCCAAAGAAUGCCGUAAAAUGUAUUUAGGGCUGUAGUUUCCUCCAGUCUGGCUAUCCCUGUGGUGUACAACAUUAUCAAUAAAAUCGGACAAACAGGAAUAGAUAAUUUAACAGCACCUGCCGAUGGGAUUUGUUCGUGAAAAGCAUUCAUUUAUUUUGCUCUUGAAUAAUUUGGAUAAAUCUUCGUCCUCAUCUGUGUAAUUAAAUGACUACAAAAAACUCAAAAUACACCGUAGUCCGAUAUGUUGGCAGAAUGGGCCUUUCCUCCAAUAGAGCUUAGAAAGCGCUGUGCUAAAUGAUACCCAGUGUUUCAUAGAUGACAUCGGAGAGGCCCUCGUCGCUAGAGUUUAUCGCGGUGGUCAGGGCAGACCCUGAAGGUGAGAAAGGGAUUGUUUUUUCUGGGGAAGGAGUUAGUUUGCAGACUUGUGCAUAAAGGUCCGUGAACAGGUCAGGUCUGUCAUUCUUCUUUGCUACUCCCUCAGCUUUCCUCACAGGCUCGGCAUAAAUGGGUUCUUUCUCUAUUUCCCCUUUUUGGGUCUGAGUUGGGUGAGCUCUGCUUUGGCCUGGACUUAGUUUGUCGUACACUUCUGCGUAGAUGGGCUCUGAAGGAUUGGCAUGGUCUGUAGAGGGCCCCGGUGCUUCCAUCGUGCUGGAGGUGGUGGGUGGUUUAAGAGGAAGGAAACUCGCUGGGUCGGCGUACACACUUUCGACUCCCAGAUGUGGAUUUGACGUAGACCUCUCCGUGACGUCAAUGCUGGGGUGUUCUGAGAACGUCACACAGGACACGGGAGCAGACGCUUUGGUAGAUAUCACUUUGUCGAGAGGCUGAGCGUUAACACAUUCAGAUGCACUUAUCCAGUCUGCCGGCUGAGAGUACAAGCUCUCUUCCGAGUCCACGAGAGAAUUCGAUUUGAUUUUUUGAUUUUUUUGCAAAAUAGCAUGUAUUAAGUCCAUAUCGGGUAUCUUGGGCAAAGGGGAACGGGGAAUCCGACUCGGCAGUGCUGCUACCCCAUCUGGGGUUGGGAGGACUGUGUGGAUGGCAGGACUGUUGGUGGGGACAGCAGUGGAAGAUGUUUGGUGUUUGAUAGCCUUCUCAAUUAGGCUAAACAGAACACUGGCUUGGCCGGUCUCAAACGUAAAGGUCCCAGGUCCAGAAUCACACCGCCUGCCAGCUUCGAUGGUUAAGGAAAGCUGUAGGGAUGAAAAUAGAGCAACUCAUUUAGGUGUCUUCUUUUAUCUAUAUUAACAGUACAUUUAA